AUGCACGGACUCGUUACUCCCGAGCCGUUCUCGGAGGAGAUCAUGGAAAAGGCGAGAAAAAUGAGAGAAACGCUGCCAUUACCAUCUUGUUUUGAUACACCAUUUUUCCUCGCACGGUUCCUACGAGCUCAUGGAGGAGAUGAGGAGAUAGCUAGAAAAAGGGUGGAAGAAUAUCUCAGUCACAGGGAAGUACUUGGUUACGCAAAUAGCAGCGAUAAGGAGAUUCUCACUGAGUUCCCAAUCGGAAAAGAAACUUUUGAGCGAUUCUGUAUCUCACUCAUGAACCGGAAUCUCGUUUCUGGAGACGUUCAUGUUUCCGUUCAGAAGAUGGAAGGAUGCGAUCUGAAAGAGAUAAUGAAGGUCAUUCCGUUAUCGUAUGUGCUGCAUUCGUACUUCAUGCAACACGAGGUGUUUGGCCGUUCAGUCGCCGAAACCGAGAAGAAAACUGGACGUCCUUCCUCUGUGGUCGCCAUUCUUGACAUGAAAGGUGUGAAUAUGAGCGAGUUCAUAAACCCACUCGGAACUCACGCACAGCUCUCUCGUCUCACUGUGAAAAUCUGGUCAGAAUACUUCUGUGAAAGUAUGUGCAAACUGGUAAUCGUCAACCCUCCUGCUAUCAUGUCGUUAAUGUUCAAAAUCACGAAAUGUAUCAUGGAUCCCAAAACAUUCAGCCGUUUAUCCAUUCUCGAUAAUGUCGCCGACUUGAAGAAAUUUCUCGAGCCUCAUGCAAUUCCUGUUGAGUACGGUGGUACAAUGCGAGAUGAUUCCGGUUUCGCAGAUCCUCCGGAAGGAUGUACCCGCCCCCUCAAACCCGUCCUACCUUCUGAAUAUAGAGGGGCCGAUGAUGUUUGGAGCGACUACGGGCUCACGAAGCCACCCAGCAAAACUUUCACAAUGAAAAGCCAUCAGUCUUGUGAGCUUGUUAGGUGA
Molecule: messenger RNA, 930 nt
Organism: Cooperia oncophora
Lineage: Eukaryota; Metazoa; Nematoda; Chromadorea; Rhabditida; Trichostrongylidae
Source: the annotation of a GenBank genome assembly